UAGCGAACCACUUGAAGAUAAUGAAUGUUACAAAGAAUUUUUCCUAUUGAAAAUAUCCUACUCUAAAUUAUUAGCUUACAUUAAUCUAUUUUUAUCCUUUAAAGCUUUUUCAUGAAAAGCCGUAAUUCCAGUAUUUAAACCAUCAAAAGAAAUUAACUACAAAUACUUGUCGUAUUUUUCACUAUUCUUAUUCCAUUUUUCCCCUAGUUUUUGUUCAAAAGUCUCCCUAUUUAUUCUAUAAGAAAGAUAAGUCACCAUAGCCGCAAAUGUUUGUGGUAAAUAAAUAUUUCUUUCGUCUUCAGUUUUGUUCUCGGCUUCUUUUUACCUAACUCCUCUUAUUAUUUACGAAAAAACACUAUUUGCCUAUGAAGAUUUUGCACAUUCUUUAAAUUCUUUAUAGUUUAAGGCGUUAUCCUUAUUUAUAUCAACAAUUCUAUACGUUUAAUCUAGUUGUUCCUUAUUUACUUCUAUAUUAUAGUUUUGAACAUUUAAACCAUUUCAUUUAUAUCUAAGGCACCGGAAUUAUCCUCGUCGAAAAUUUGGAAAAUUUUAUGCGCUUUAUAAUCUUCGAUAAGUUCUUCAGGAUAUAAUAAAUAUUACCGAGGAGUUUUUUUAAAAAAACGCUUUUUUAACCGAUUUACAGUUGACUUAGUAUGAAGUUAUGUCCGCUUAUUUGUUUUUAGUUUGUUUUCGUAUUCUGGGUUAUCGUCAAAUGGUUAGGUACUGCUCGGUUCAACGUAUUUUUGGUAU
Molecule: messenger RNA, 750 nt
Organism: Ichthyophthirius multifiliis
Lineage: Eukaryota; Ciliophora; Oligohymenophorea; Hymenostomatida
Exons: 1
Source: RefSeq, a predicted model, not a curated record